Schizosaccharomyces cryophilus OY26 is the source of this 1237-nucleotide messenger RNA. RefSeq lists its product as uncharacterized. The record is from RefSeq and is a predicted model, not a curated record. The transcript has a single exon. Lineage: Eukaryota; Fungi; Ascomycota; Schizosaccharomycetes; Schizosaccharomycetales; Schizosaccharomycetaceae. The coding region runs from base 356 to 730 and encodes 124 amino acids.
AUUCAGCAACUUGACAUCGACGUAAUCUCAUCCCAUACCUGUGCAUAGUCUAAAAGGUGUAUUCUUCACAUGCUACGUACCAACGCUUAUAAACAUUGAGGGAGUAAAUUGACCUAUAUCUAGGAAAUAGUGGAUAGGGAGAAGGCACGUCUUCUCUAAAACUUUUUAAAGCGAUAGUUAUUUGCAAUUCCUUGUCAACUAACUGUUUUGAUUCAAUUUGUUACUUUUGUUUCAAUAGGGGUUUAUUCAUUAAUUAUAAAAUUAUUUCUGCAAGAAGGAACAGACGGUUAAUUUGCUUUGUCUUUUAUAUGUUUAGGGAAUACUGACAUACUAUAUUUGCUGGUUUUUAUACGAGAUGGCUAGCUUUCAUUUGUUAUUUUCUUAUGCUACUAUCGUCCUUGCAAUUAUAGCGGGAAUCACCUAUGCAACUAGAAGUAUUUGGGGACCACGUUUGCGUCAAUUCCGAUACUUUCCUGUGCAUGAUUCGUUUGAAUCCGAUAUUCAGAAUGGAUUGACCUCCAAUUCUUUUGAUCUUAUCCAGAAUGUGCUUGCACAAGACCCUCGAGCUGGUCUCGAUGAGGCAGCUUCUAUGGAAAUUAAGGGCAUAAUGAAAAAACAACAAUGCUCCUUCGAUCAAGCUCGCCUCAUUUACCUUCGAGAUACGAUGAGUAAAAAUAACAUUGAUCCUUCAGGCCUUCCCAUGGAUAGUAAGGCUGUAACUAAGCUUUGAAGCAUUAUCUUCAUUUUAGAAGCUUACGAAUGUCGUAACAUGAUUGACUGCAUUUAAGCCAAAAUGGAUCAUUAUUUAUAACGUGGAAUGCUGAUUUCUUUGUCUAUAUGCUCUUUUUUUUUAAAACAAAAAUAACGACUUGCUAUCAUAUCCUAUGUCUUCUCUGUUUAGAAAGGCCUUUUCGUUUUGUGUCUGCUGAUUCUCUUGCAAUAUCUGAAAUAACCCAAGAAACCAUAUCCGGCAUGAUAAUCGACUUUAGAGCUAUAAUCAAGAGCGAUAACUAUUGCUAUUUUUUCCAUAAUGAGAAUCUGUUGAUUACAAUUUUAUCUUUAGCUUUGCCUUUUUUAGACUUGUUUCGUUCUGGCUUUGUUUACUAAUGCGCUGUUUUUCAAAGGCUCGUUAUGAAAACUGCGCAAUGCUUAUUGUCCCCUAUUGCCAAAUACGAUGUUCUAGUGUAUCGCAGUUUUCCAAACGUAGUAGAGUUUACAAUGUUUAUGCUCUUCAUCA